UUCAAAAGCCUCCUUUAUCCAUUCUUCUAUUCUAUUCAACAAUCAGUCAUUGUUUUUUCUUCUCUUUCUUUGAAGCCUUUUGCUUUUUCCGUUUUUCUCUCUCUUUGGGUUUGGUUUCUGAGUGUUCUUGGAUUUGCGAUUCGAGAGAUUUUCUGAUCGGUUUUGCGAUGGCUGCUGCUACUGCUGGAGUUAUUGGCGGUAAUGGAUCGUCUUGGAUUCCGGUCAAGGACAAGCCGACCAAGACGAAGACGACGACGAACAGAGUUAGGGUUUGUCGCGCUUCUUAUUCUUCCUCUGUGUUGGAUCCGUACAAGACUUUGAGGAUCGAACCAGGUGCCUCUGAAUCUGAGGUCAGGAAGGCUUUCAGAAAGCUCGCUUUGCAGUAUCACCCUGAUGUAUGCAAAGGAAACAAUUGUGGGGUGCAAUUUCACACAAUAAAUGAAGCAUAUGAUAUUGUGAUGAGCAAUUUGAGAGAAGAAUCUACAACACAGGACAUAUACGAGCAGUACGAAUACGAUCAAGGGAUUGAUGAGCCGAUGAGAGGAAUGUACGAUUCAGAUUACGACAUGUGGGAGGAGUGGAUGGGUUGGGAAGGAGCUGGGAUUAGAGAUUACUCGUCUCAUAUUAAUCCCUAUCUUUAAUUUAUUUUUUUAUUAGCAACUGUGAAUUUGUAAAUGGAGAGGGUUCAAAACCCAAAUUCAUCAACUAUAAAAAUGGUUUCUUUUCUGUAUAUAAUUGAACUGAGGAUCAUAAUAAUUCAAAAAUCCUCUCCCUCCUGUGUACAUAGUUGGAGCUGAGUUUUUUUCUUGGCCCUGAUUGUUAUUAAUGCCAAUUUCCUCCUUCUAUUU
Morus notabilis is the source of this 848-nucleotide messenger RNA. RefSeq names its product chaperone protein dnaJ 8, chloroplastic. The transcript has 3 exons. Bases 168 to 641 code for a protein of 157 amino acids. The record is from RefSeq and is a predicted model, not a curated record. NCBI's taxonomy places the organism in Eukaryota, Viridiplantae, Streptophyta, Magnoliopsida, Rosales, Moraceae.